AUGAUAGUCAAUGCUUCUUUGAAUUCUUCUUAUAUAUGGCGGCACUGUCAAGUACUAAAGCUAACUGAGAAUAUGAGAUUAAGAGUUGGUUGUCAGGAAGCAGAUUUGAAAGAAAUAAAGCAAUUUGGAGAAUGGAUUUUAAAGCUUGGUGAUGGUCUGCUUGGUGAAGAAAAUGAUGGUGAGAUUGAUAUUGAAAUACCAGAUGAUUUACUUAUUCAUGACCAAGUCAAUCCUAUUUCUUCUCUCAUUUCAUUUAUAUAUCCGGACAUGAAUAAGUUUUUGUGGGAUUUAACGUAUUUCCAACAAAGAGCGAUUCUUGCUCCAACUAAUGAAGUAGUGGAUUCAAUAAAUAAAGAGUUGUUAGAGAGUCUGCCUAGUGAAGAAAAGGUUUAUUUUAGUUCAGAUAGUUUAUGCCAAUCGAAGGAAGAAUCAGAGCUUAAUAUGGCAUUGUUUCCUCCUGAUGUGUUAAACAAUCUUCGUUUAUCUGGUUUACCUAACCAUAAAUUAGCACUGAAACUUAGUGCUCCAGUGAUAUUACUCAGAAACAUUGAUCAGGCAAAUGGAUUGUGUAAUUGUACACGUUUACAAGUCACGAAGCUCGGAAAAGUUGUGAUUGAAGCAAAAAUUAUCACGGGGGCUAUUAUAGGUCAUCAUACUUUGAUUUCAAGACUGAAGAUGACACCUUCUGAUAAAAGAAUACCAGUAAAGAUUUCUCAAAGACAAUUCCCACUUUCACUGUGUUUUGCUAUGACAAUAAAUAAAAGUCAAGGACAAUCAUUAGAGCGUGUUGGUUUAUAUCUUCCACGUCCAGUGUUUAGUCAUGGCCAGCUUUAUGUUGCUGUAUCUAGAGUAAAAAGUAGGAAGGGGUUGAAAAGUUUGAUUUGUGAUAAAGAGAAACAAGUCUGUACAACCACUACUAAUGUGGUUUACAAAGAAGUUUUACAAAAUCUAUGA
Messenger RNA from Helianthus annuus (common sunflower), 954 nucleotides. Its product is annotated as ATP-dependent DNA helicase pif1-like. The record is from RefSeq and is a predicted model, not a curated record. The transcript has a single exon. The coding region runs from base 1 to 954 and encodes 317 amino acids. Gene Ontology annotation, molecular function: DNA helicase activity. NCBI's taxonomy places the organism in Eukaryota, Viridiplantae, Streptophyta, Magnoliopsida, Asterales, Asteraceae. Gene Ontology annotation, biological process: DNA repair; telomere maintenance.